Lodderomyces theae is the source of this 1872-nucleotide messenger RNA. Its product is annotated as TLD domain-containing protein. The record is from RefSeq and is a predicted model, not a curated record. The transcript has a single exon. NCBI's taxonomy places the organism in Eukaryota, Fungi, Ascomycota, Pichiomycetes, Serinales, Debaryomycetaceae. Bases 1 to 1872 code for a protein of 623 amino acids.
AUGGGACAAACACCCAGCACCAACCAUGCCAAUGACUCUAGAAAUAAAGUUCAGAGAGCACUCACAAAAACUGAAAUCUACAAUCUUUACUAUACAAGAUGUUUACAAGUGUUGAAGCCACUGGAACUUGCGUUUGUCAAAUCCGUCGUGCGUGACAAUAAAGAUGACGAGAAAGGAACCAAGGUUGUAUCGAGAGAUAAAUUGCUAGCCCAGUUCCUCAACGUGUCCACAACAAGCUCGGAUGGACUGAACAGACUACUAGAUAUCUUGUUUCCUAUCAUGAAGCGUUUAGGUCAGUUUCCAUUCUUGCAGGAUAAUGUUGCUGCCGGUCAGGAAUUGACCUUACAUGAGUUUGUGAUUGCACUCACAUUUAUUCUGGCAAGAUACACCAAGAUGUUGGGUUCAAGCUUUAACUUUUUGGGGCUCUUGUUUGUAUCGCUCUCGCAGGAUAAGCUGAUCAUAGGUGCAGAUAUUGAUAAAUUUGAGGAAACGCCAGUUGAGAUACCUUUGAUACAUCCGUUUGAAGAAUCAGACGACAUGAAUCUCAAAGCUCGAAAAGUUGACUGGAAAAACUGUAGUGAGUUUGGAGACAUGGAAGAUGUUGCAACGCAGACAAGAAUAGACGCAAGUGGUUUUGUUACAGUGACUACAUUGGCACUCAUUGCUAAAUCCAUCCCGUUACUGAAACAGAGCACAAUGGGUAAUCAACUAAUUUCAAGGAUACGCCAAUGGGACGAAUUUGAACUGUACGCAGUAUCCCUAUUGAGAUUCGUCAAUGUAAACUUACUGAGCACGAAAUUGGAUGGGGAGACGAUUCUGUACCAUGAGUUUUCCCAUGUGGUUACGGAGCUUGUACCCAAUUUGUAUCAAGACGGGUUGAAAAGACUCGCUGCUGAACUUUUCACUCUGCCGAAAGCGGCAACAGAUACCACCAAAGGAGGUGACGAAGAUUCUAAUGAACAAGCACAAAAGAAGCAUUUCACAUUUGAGCCCACAAAACUAGUAACGCCUGCGACGCUUUGCUACAUUUCCUCACUCUUGAAAGGCAGUGGGAGCAAUUUACAAGUUACGACGGAGAAUGCAGUAAAGUUGUAUGCAGGUUCCGAAUCCGGUUUCUCCAUCCGGUCUUUGGAAACUAAAAUAUUCAAAUGGCAAGCUCCUACAUUCUUGGUCGUCAGCGGGAAAAGAAUCAAGCAAAAAACAAUCGACACCAACAGACGAUACCAAAAAUUUGAUGAGUCGUACCCUCGUUACUUUUUAAAACAAGAGAACAAUUUACAAGUCUGGCAGCACGAGAAUGAUCGCAUCACGUACUGUGUCGUCAUUCGAGAACCUUGGCAAAGCUCCAACAAGAAAAAUUUUGGUGAUGAAUCGACUACAAUUAUAUCAAUUCUGCCUCGAGCUGACUGCUACAAAAGCACACAUAGCGACGUCACAAAGGGCAAACUGGUCUACUUCAACAAUCAAGGAAUGGGGUUGGGGUUUGGUAAUUUGCAGCCAUUGAACAAAAAUGGCAAUCAGAGAUACUACCCGGGUGAUGUUUCAUUGACAAUAGAGGCCAAUUUGGAAUUUGCCGUGUUUCGACACUUGGCUCAACUGACAACAACCAAUCACGCUACUAAUUUCUUUAAACCAUCGUGCCAGAGUCAACUUUGUGCUGAGAAUUUCGAAGAUCGAUUCACAAUCACUGAUCUAGAAGUUUGGGGUAUUGGAUCAAUGAAGGAGUUGGAUGAGCAAAGGCAACAAUGGGAAUGGGAAGAAAAACAGGCCAAUGCUAGACAAAGUGUAAAUUUGCGCAGUAUGGGUGAAGAAAGAGCGUUUUUGGAAAUGGCUGGUUUGGUUGGAAACCAUGGAAAUUACGGAUCAGGAUGA